Molecule: messenger RNA, 3053 nt
Organism: Cladophialophora immunda
Lineage: Eukaryota; Fungi; Ascomycota; Eurotiomycetes; Chaetothyriales; Herpotrichiellaceae
Exons: 9
Coding region: 1365-2918 (517 amino acids)
Biological process (GO): transmembrane transport
Cellular component (GO): membrane
Molecular function (GO): transmembrane transporter activity
Source: RefSeq, a predicted model, not a curated record
UACCAAUCGACCCGAAUGUUUUUGGCGACAGAAGAGGGUGAUCCUAAACAGAGCUACUUGAACGAACCCAGCACCUGCAGAACGAAAACUCGCCACUAGGCUUGUUGGCGCCGGCCAUACCACAACUCCCUCGUCAACCACUUGAGUCGAGUCAUUGUAGCGCUCUUCAAGAUGCCCCGCCCUGCAGUCAGAGACAAGGAUGCGCGGGGAGGUUGGCUAGACUCACCUUGACGAACGGUCGCAGAGGCCUCCGUUGAUCCCCCUUGACGUAUCGCCGAGUACGCCUGUUGCAACCGCGGCCAGAGCUCGGGCAGACCAACUGCAAGUUCCUCGUCUCUCGCUGAUAAAAUCAGUUGAUCGAUGGCCUUGCUGUGACCACGGGACCUUUUCCGUAUCGGACCGGUCUGCCGUCGCCCUUUUGUGGACAAUUUAAGCUGUGCAUGGGUAUCAUAUGCAACCGACGGGCCCUUGACCAAGGGAUAGACGUUCCGGUGGAAUGUCGCCCUCGCCCCAGCCAAGGCGUUCUGCAGGGUCAGUGAAAGAGUCUUUCCUAUACUCCGUACCCCUACUCUCUUCUCCACGUGGGGUCCAGCUCCUUCCCCACGCAAUACUCCAUUUACCGUCUAGGGUAUGGAGUAAGUCGAGAUGGUGGAAAGCUUUCCGACGGAGUGGGAGGUGAGUAUCCGGGGCCGCGAUGACAGCCGGCCUGAGCACCUCGAUAAAACUCGAGUCCACGUUUGUCGACGACAAUAGCUUGGAGAUGUUCACAUGUCCGAGUUCUCACGACAAUGAAUGGAGCAACAUAUCUCCCACGUCCUCCAGCCCACGAGGCCUCCAAUACCAGCUCGGCGUAGCAACGGCCGAAGCAGGACUACAUCCCGGCGGAGCUUCUGGCCUUUGAGUUCCACAAAGCCUUCCAACCCCGCAAUCUUCCACCGUUGUUUGGGGGAUGCUGGAGACCAUCUACCAGGGCAGACGUCGAGUUCACUCUCUCAUUCGACCACUAGACAAGCAAGCCAAGCAAUUCAAGCCAAUUUCUGAAUACGAAAUGCAACAGCGGAAUUCCGUCGUCAAUCCAAGCAGCCACCAAGGCUCGGACGUCAUUGCCUUCCCUGGACUCGCUGGUCCACCAUCAUACAUAUCAUCAUAUAGUCGAACUGGUCUCCGAGUCCAAGAAGCGAUGGAGAAGAUCGUUGCCACUCCUCGUUUUCCUCUAAGAACAUUUCCUUCCUCCAAUUUUCAUCCUUUGCAUUGUCCCAUUCAGCCAAUUUUGCCCGUACGGACACUUUUGCCAAAGCGAGGCUUUGAAGUGAUAGCACACGACCAAUUCUCAGCAUCCUCCGGCGACUGGAGUGGGAAAUAUUAUGGCCGACAACAUCGACAACAAGGGUAUAUCGGCUCACAAUGAAAUUGAGAGCCUGAACCUGCCCCCUACUUCACACAAAUUCAGGUUCUCCGAAAAGUCCAAGCACCAGGAUGGCGAUGUUGCCUUGAAGCUGUUCACCAAUGCCGAUGACCUGCAUGUCCCAAUUGAUGAGGCAGAAGAAAAGAAACUGAUUCGAAAAGUCGACUUCUUGAUCCUUCCACUAAUCGCCGUGAACUAUGCCUUUUUCUACAUCGACAAGACGACACUGUCAUAUGCGGCCAUAUUUGGUAUCCGCGAUGACCUUAAUCUCCAUGGAACCCAAUACAGCUGGCUCAGCAGUCUUUUCUACUUCGGCUUCCUGGCAUGGGCCUUUCCGACCAAUUUCUUGAUGCAGAGGCUUCCAUUGGGCAAAUACCUCGGCUUCAAUAUAUUCAUGUGGGGGUUCUUUCUCAUGCUGCAGGCUGCCUGUAACAGCUUCGCUACCCUCGGCGUCCUGAGAGCCCUCGCCGGCGCUGCUGAAGCCUGCUCGGAUCCUUCAUUCAUGCUCAUUACCUGCAUGUGGUAUACACGACGGGAGCAGCCACUGCGCAUUGGACUAUGGUACACGGCAAAUGGUCUCGGCAUCGCACUUGGUGGACUCCUUGGCUAUGCUAUUGGCCACAUCAGAGGCGCAUUGGCAUCAUGGAGGUAUGAGUUCAUCAUCAUCGGAGCGCUAUGCUGCGUGUGGGGAAUAGUCAUUGCAAUCUUCAUGCCUGACAGUCCCGUCACGGCCAAAUUCUUGAAUGACCGCGAAAAGAGGAUUGCCGUUGAACGACUCAUGGGUAAUCAAACUGGUGUGGAAUGCAAGGUCUUAAAGCCCUACCAGAUCUGGGAAGCCUUCACGGACAUCAAGCUUUACCUGUUCUUUAUCCUCGGUGUUGUUGGAAACAUACCAAACGGUGGUAUUUCAAAUUUUGGCACCCUCAUUAUCAAAGGCUUUGGCUUUUCAACGCUCGUUACCACGCUGAUGCAGAUUCCCUAUGGUGUCUUCAUUAUUCUGUCAAUUCUGACGUGUGUAUUCUUAAACAAUCGCUUCCCCAACAACAACCGCUGCAAGUUUAUCUUGCUAUUCCUGUGCCCCAACAUCGCAGGCGCAUUCGGCCUUUGCUUUGUUAACGAAAAACACCACGUCGGCCGCUACUUCUGCUAUCUCCUGACUGGGCCAUACAACGCGGCCUUUGUGAUGAUUUUGUCUCUCCAAAUUGCAAACACUGCGGGCCAUACCAAGAAAGUCGUCACCAACGCAGUUCUGUUCUUGGGAUAUUGUACCGGAAAUAUCGCCGGCCCGUUCUUCUACAAGACAGAUCAAGCGCCCGAGUACACACUGGGCAUUUGGAGCAUGAUUGUCAGCCAUCUCCUCGAAGUCUGCGUCAUCAUCACCUUCUGGAUGUUGAUGAAGUACGAAAACGCCCGCCGCGAUAAGAUUCAAGGCCACCAGGAACGGGACCUCGACGCCACCGCGUUCGGAGACUUGACGGACCGGGAGAACUUGAACUUUCGGUACAUCUACUGAGGGAUGAAGGUUGCGAAGCAGGCAGAGGACGAAGGAGCAAGAAAUUGAAAUGAGGAAAGACAAAUAGAAGUGUCAGCAAUAGCCACCCUUCAAAAAGGUGAAGGAAGAAGUAGCGAACAAUACACGAGAUUGGAU